Messenger RNA from Onthophagus taurus, 1709 nucleotides. RefSeq names its product putative gustatory receptor 28b. The record is from RefSeq and is a predicted model, not a curated record. Gene Ontology annotation, biological process: male courtship behavior; sensory perception of taste; chemosensory behavior. Gene Ontology annotation, cellular component: neuronal cell body; dendrite; axon. Lineage: Eukaryota; Metazoa; Arthropoda; Insecta; Coleoptera; Scarabaeidae.
UAUCCAUUAAAGAAUUGUAAACCCAAGUCUUUUUCACCUUUCUCAAUACGAGUCCUUAAUUGGGUGAGCAUUUUUCGCUCAAACUCCUGUUGACGUGGCGUUCGGUCACCAUUAAUAUAAAUUUUUGAAAUUGACAGAGUCUCGCAACUUCUUAGCUCAUCUUAAAACCAUUCCUGCUUCCGACUUAUUCUCAAAAACCACCUUAACAAGUAAUUUAACAUACAUAUAAAUACAUAUUUAAGAAACGUGGAUGCAAUUUAAAUUAAAAGAACUUAAAAGAAGUGUUGCUGACUUUUUGGAUUACACUGUAUAUCGUAUUAUUUUGAUCACGUGUGUUUCAUUCAAUUUCAUUUAUUGCCACACUAUCCUAUUUUAAAUCUAUUAACACCGUUUCAUUACACCUAAAUUUUUAAUUUUUCGUGUAACACCUAUUUAAUGUAUUAAACCACUCCAUAAAUUAAAAUUUUCGUGAAACCUUUAUCUUACUCCCAAAAUGCUACCAAAACGAAUAGUAACCGAAACAUUUUCAGCGAUAGCUUCAAUUUAUUAUCUCCCACGAUAUUUAGGUUUUGCGCCUUAUUAUUUCGAAGAGAACAACUCGAAACAAUUUAAAAGUUCCACAAUUAUUUACAACGUAAUUUUUUCGCCUAUUCAUAUUUUACUAUUCAUCACGAUAUUAACAUAUUAUUUUGGGUUUUUGAAAGCGAUUACACAUGUCUCCGAUUUUGCAUACGUUGGAAUGGCAGUGUAUGGAUUAUCAUAUAUCACACAGUGCGCUUAUGUUAUCAUUGAAACUAAUAUAUUUUUACGAAGAAAAUACGUCAAGUUAUUAAAUAAAAUCGAAAGUAAUAGAAGAAAAUUGAUCAGAUAUACGGUUGAAGUCGAUUUAUUUUUCUUUUCGAUAAAAAGGAAGAUUCGAGCAUUUAUUUUGAUAUACGUCAUGGGGAUAAUCAUUGCGGGUAUGAUCACAAUUAAAACACAAUACGAAAUAUAUAAUCACGUUUAUGAAAUAGUAUUUAUCAGCAUUACUUAUAUUAAUAUAUACAUAGCUCCAGUAAUUAUUUUUAUGCAAUGUUGUACUGGAAUUGCUUUGUACGGAGGAUUAAUCUCAGCGAUUAACGAUUAUUUAGUGAAAUGUCGUCUUGAAGAAACUUUACCCAACUUAUUUUUAAACAUGAAAAGGUUACUUCGGCUUUAUUUAGAAAUUCACGAUGAUUUGAUGGAAUAUAAUGAAUCAAUUUCUGCUUUAAUCGUUGUUAAUAUAACGGCGCAUAUGAUUCAAAUUAUUUUUGAAAUGUACGUUACUUUCAUACCGAUUAUAAAUCGCACAUUUAGUCCUUUCAUUAUUGAAUCUAUUGUUGUUAUCAUUCUAACCGAAUUUGGAGUAUUUUAUUGUUUAUCUGUACACGAAUAUUGUAAACAAACGUUAAUACAAACGAGGAAGAUUGUAUUUCAAUUAACAGUGGACGUAAAUGAUAAAAAAAUACGACGAGAAUUAAAAGCAUUUACAUUGGCAUUGGCUCAUUUGGAUGUUGAACUAACUGCUAAAAAUAUGUUUAAUGUUGAUUUAAGUUUAAUGACAAAGAUUAUUGCUGCUUGCAUCACUUAUGUCACCUUGUUGGUUCAAGUUGAUUGUAAUGUCGAUAUGUAUUAUAUAUAUUUAAAUAGACAAGAUUCUUUUUACUAGUUUUAGUUUAUUUAAUAAUUUA